This is a messenger RNA of Physeter macrocephalus (sperm whale), 360 nucleotides long. RefSeq names its product calcium/calmodulin-dependent protein kinase type II subunit beta-like. NCBI's taxonomy places the organism in Eukaryota, Metazoa, Chordata, Mammalia, Artiodactyla, Physeteridae. The transcript has 2 exons. The record is from RefSeq and is a predicted model, not a curated record. Bases 126 to 344 code for a protein of 72 amino acids. Gene Ontology annotation, molecular function: ATP binding.
UCGGCGCCGCGAGCCGAGGUGUCGCCCGCGCCCGCUCCCGUGUCGCCGCCGUGCCCGCGAGCGGGAGCCGGAGUCGCCGCCGCCCGAGCGCAGCAGAGCGCACGCCAAGCCCGUCCGUCGCCGCCAUGGCCACCACGGUGACUUGCACCCGCUUCACCGACGAGUACCAGCUCUACGAGGAUAUUGGCAAGGGGGCUUUCUCUGUGGUCCGACGCUGUGUCAAGCUCUGCACCGGCCAUGAGUACGCAGCCAAGAUUAUCAACACCAAGAAGCUAUCCGCCAGAGGUAGGGAAUGGCUGUGCUGGCUGGUGUGGGCCGGGGGCCGGGGCUGGAGCCGGUCCUGAGGGAUCGGCCUCGGCC